Molecule: messenger RNA, 993 nt
Organism: Theileria equi strain WA
Lineage: Eukaryota; Apicomplexa; Aconoidasida; Piroplasmida; Theileriidae
Product: succinyl-CoA ligase, putative
Exons: 6
Coding region: 1-993 (330 amino acids)
Biological process (GO): tricarboxylic acid cycle
Cellular component (GO): mitochondrion; succinate-CoA ligase complex (ADP-forming)
Molecular function (GO): succinate-CoA ligase (ADP-forming) activity; succinate-CoA ligase (GDP-forming) activity
Source: RefSeq, a predicted model, not a curated record
AUGAUCCAUCGUAAUAUAAAAUACGGAAUUCAUCCACUCAGUUGGACCGAGUCGCUACGUCAAUUCUCUAGGGGCUUUUCUUCCAACAGGGUCUAUGUAGACAAAGAUACAAAAAUUAUUUGUCAAGGUCUAACGGGGAAACAGGGAACUUUUCAUGCAACUGAAUGCUUGAAAUACUAUGGUACAAAUUUUGUCGGAGGGGUCCACCCAAAAAAAGGUGGCUCCAUGUGGACUUCCUUGGAUGAGCAGUUUACGCUACCUAUUUUUUCAAAUGUACGAGAGGCAGUCAAAGAAACUGGAGCAGAUGCUUCCAUAAUAUACGUCCCACCACCAGGUGCCGCUGAUGCUAUCGUUGAAGCAAUAGAAGCUGAAGUACCCUUGAUUGUCUGUAUAACUGAAGGAAUACCACAACAUGAUAUGGUCAAAGUGAAGACCAUACUUAAAGACCCCAGCUGUAAAUCGACAUUGAUUGGACCAAAUUGUCCCGGAAUUAUUAAGCCAGAAGAAUGCAAAAUUGGAAUUAUGCCAGGAAAUAUACACAAGAAAGGCUCAAUAGGAAUUAUAAGCAGGAGUGGCACACUUACCUAUGAGGCUGUCUCUCAGACCACCAAUGUUGGAUUGGGACAAUCAGUUUGUAUAGGCAUCGGUGGGGAUCCAUUUUCCGGCAUUACCUUUACGGACGCGAUUAAAAAGUUCGUAAAGGACCCACAAACCAAAGGAAUUUUGGUCAUUGGAGAAAUUGGUGGAACUGCUGAAGAAGAUUUGGCUGAUUGGAUAAAGGAAAACCCAACAGAAAAGCCAAUAGUUGCGCUAAUAGCUGGAAUAGCUGCUCCACCCGGUAGAAGAAUGGGACAUGCUGGAGCAAUAAUAAGUGGUAACAAGGGGACAGCUCAGGGGAAAAUCAAGGCCCUAAGGGAAGCUGGUGUAAUUGUUCCAGAUACACCCGCGGAGAUGGGAAUUACAAUGUUCAAUGCUCUCAAAAGGCAACUUUAA